This is a messenger RNA of Triticum urartu, 1836 nucleotides long. Its product is annotated as glycogen synthase kinase-3 homolog MsK-3. Gene Ontology annotation, cellular component: cytoplasm; nucleus. Lineage: Eukaryota; Viridiplantae; Streptophyta; Magnoliopsida; Poales; Poaceae. Gene Ontology annotation, biological process: peptidyl-threonine phosphorylation; cell differentiation; signal transduction. The record is from RefSeq and is a predicted model, not a curated record. Gene Ontology annotation, molecular function: protein serine/threonine kinase activity; ATP binding.
GGGGGGCAGGCACAAAUCAUUUCGGCCGCUGCGUCGUCCCUCCGCCUUGGCCUUGGCACUCGCACCGGUGGUGCUGGACUAGUACUACUACUGCUAUCUCGUUGCGUCCCGACAACCAGAAAGGAGAGGGGAGAGGGGAGAGGAAAGGGGGAAGCCAACCCAGCCGCAACACAGGGCGGAGCGAGCGGGGUAGCCGAGAAUCCAGCGAUCUCUCGGCAAGGAGGAGAUACACCAAAACACCUACUGCUUCUGUGAAUUGAUGCGCUGCUGAAUCGGCGUCUCUUGGCUUCCGUAACAGAUGGCUUCAGUAGGGGUUGCUCCGUCUGGGCACAAGAACAGCAGCGGCACCAGCAUGGGUGCUGAGAAGCUACCAGAUCAGAUGAACGAUUUGAAGAUAAGAGAUGAUAAGGAAGUGGAAGCCACUAUUAUUAAUGGCAAGGGAACAGAGACUGGACACAUAAUUGUCACAACUACUGGUGGCAAAAAUGGUCAGCCCAAACAGACCGUGAGCUACAUGGCUGAGCGGAUUGUUGGUCAAGGUUCAUUUGGUAUUGUAUUCCAGGCUAAAUGUUUGGAGACAGGGGAAACUGUUGCCAUUAAGAAGGUCCUUCAGGAUAAGCGCUACAAGAACCGUGAGCUACAGACCAUGCGCCUGCUUGACCACCCAAAUGUUGUAGCUCUGAAGCAUUGUUUCUUUUCUACAACUGAGAAGGAUGAACUGUAUCUAAACUUGGUUCUCGAGUAUGUGCCUGAGACUGUCCAUCGUGUUGUCAAGCAUUACAACAAGAUGAACCAGCGCAUGCCACUAAUCUAUGUGAAGCUGUAUACAUACCAGAUAUGUAGGGCUCUGGCUUACAUUCAUGGCAGCAUUGGAGUUUGCCACAGGGAUAUCAAGCCACAGAAUCUUUUGGUAAACCCACAUACUCACCAGCUGAAACUGUGUGACUUCGGGAGUGCAAAAGUUCUUGUUAAGGGAGAACCAAACAUAUCAUACAUUUGUUCCCGAUACUAUAGGGCUCCAGAGCUCAUAUUUGGUGCUACUGAGUACACUACAGCCAUUGACAUUUGGUCUGCUGGAUGUGUUCUUGCUGAGCUUAUGCUAGGGCAGCCUCUGUUUCCUGGUGAAAGUGGUGUGGACCAGCUUGUUGAAAUCAUCAAGGUCCUUGGUACCCCUACAAGGGAAGAAAUUAAAUGCAUGAACCCAAAUUAUACAGAGUUCAAAUUCCCACAGAUUAAAGCACACCCAUGGCACAAGGUAUUCCAUAAAAGGAUGCCACCUGAAGCUGUUGAUCUAGUCUCUCGGCUCCUCCAGUACUCGCCCAACCUAAGAUGCACUGCUGUUGAGGCACUUGUUCACCCCUUCUUUGAUGAGCUUCGGGACCCGGGUACCCGCCUUCCGAAUUGCCGCUUUCUGCCUCCUCUUUUUAACUUCAAGCCUAACGAACUGAAAGGAAUCCCAGCGGAUGUUGCGGCAAAAUUGAUCCCAGAUCAUGCGAGAAAGCAGAGCUCCCAUGCGUGACUAUGAGAUGCUUGUCGCACGAGUCGUUGGAAUUGCAUCGACAAGUGCCACAUUUCCCCUGGGGAUGUUGGUUGGGCAGCAUGCGAGCAUGAUGAACUAUUAUGGUUGUUGGAAGACGUGAUGUAUGACCACUCCACCCUGUUGACCUGUGUAGCUGAGUAGUAGUAUGCUGCGAUGCAAGCUUGACAAUGUAACCGGUUCAUCCUCCCUUGUACUAACCCUCGCCUGAGAAUUGGGAUUGCCAUGGCUGAUCUGUAAUAUGUUCUAGAGAAGUAUGAAUGUAUUUAUGGUAAUUGAUCCUAGUAUUGGGUCCUCAA